Messenger RNA from Annulohypoxylon truncatum, 832 nucleotides. RefSeq names its product RNA polymerase Rpb7-like domain-containing protein. The record is from RefSeq and is a predicted model, not a curated record. Bases 231 to 746 code for a protein of 171 amino acids. Gene Ontology annotation, biological process: positive regulation of nuclear-transcribed mRNA poly(A) tail shortening; DNA-templated transcription; positive regulation of translational initiation. The transcript has 4 exons. Gene Ontology annotation, molecular function: single-stranded RNA binding; translation initiation factor binding; single-stranded DNA binding. Lineage: Eukaryota; Fungi; Ascomycota; Sordariomycetes; Xylariales; Hypoxylaceae. Gene Ontology annotation, cellular component: P-body; RNA polymerase II, core complex.
GACUUGAUACUCUUAACCCCGUCACCUGUCGAAUUGGGACCUUUCAGGCAUCGCCCUUUUCCCCCAUUGCGCCCGUCCAUCUACGUCCCAACCGAUUCGAACAUCCUGAAUAAAUCAUUCAUAUCGCCAUAGAAUCCAUAAAAUCUUCUCUCUUAAUCCUUACCAUUUUCCAUCUCUACCAAUACCUCGGCCGAUAACGUCAUACGACCGUUGAACUAGGAAUUAUCACCAUGUUCUUCCUCUACAAUCUCGAGCGCAGUGUUACCCUGCAUCCGUCGUACUUUGGCAAGAAUAUGCACGAGCUUGUUACGGGCAAGCUCUUGAAGGAUGUUGAAGGAACAUGUACCGGCAGUUACUAUAUCAUCUCCAUCAUGGACACGUUUGAUAUCUCAGAGGGUCGUAUCCUUCCAGGAAGUGGUCUAGCCGAGUUUAUGGUUGGAUACCGAGCUGUGGUCUGGCGGCCUUUCAAGGGCGAAACGAUCGAUGCCAGGGUUUUUUCAGUCAAUCAGCAUGGCUUCUUUGCUGAAGCUGGGCCGCUUAGAGUCUUUGUGUCCACCCAUCUGAUCCCGAACGAGGUCAGAUGGGACCCCAACGCCACACCUCCUCAAUUCACCAAUAACGAAGACACCACCAUCGAGGUUAACACUCAGGUUCGAGUCAAGAUUAUUGGUACCCGAUCCGAGGUUGGUGAGCUCUGGGCCAUCGGUAGCAUCAAGGAGGACUACCUCGGGACCCUCCAGAACUAGUCACCCAGUACGUCUUGACCGCGGAGUCUUUUUCUGUACUUGGUAUUACCGUAUGUGCGAGGCAGAAAUGCGUUCACACAUACGGG